AUGGUGCUCCGCGACCCGCCAGCUCAGCACCUCCUCGCCGCGGCCGCGGUGGGGCGCCUGCACCGCUGCGUCGACGAGCGGUCGCUGCCGCGCGCCGACCUGGCGCUCGCGCUGACGCUGCAGCUGCUGCAGCUCGGGGCAGACGCGCGGCGGCAGCUGCGGGACCGGCGGUACGCGCUGCCGGCGGCGCCGGCGCGCCAGCUGGCGGCGCUGUGGCCUCAGGUGGUGGACGUGCUGGCAGAAGCUGCGCUGGACCCAGCGCCGGGGGACGAGGAGCGCGAGCGGCGGCACUGCAGCGAGGAAGGGUGGCAGGAGCUGCUGGCCGGCUACAAGGCGGACGAGGUCGUGCGCAAGGUGCUGCAGAUGCUCGUCCUGGACCGCCUGUCAUCCCACGACCUGGUCACCGCGCGGCUGCUGCUGACGCUCAUGCGCGACUCCAGCCACUGGGCCUUCCGCAGCGCGCUGCCAGAGUACGCGCCCUUCGCCUACUCGCUCGCGGGCGAGCUGCAGGACCUGGUGCGCUGCGGCGCCCUGCACCCGGGCGGCUCCUUCUGGGCGCUGGCCUUCGAAGGUGUCCUGCUGCAGCUGCUGGACGCGCACAGCCAGGUGCACAGCGAGUGCCUGCGCCUGCUGCUGCUGGUGGCGAAGGACCUGCCGGGCGAGGCCCUGGGCGCUCACCUGGAGCACAUGCUGGCCGCCACGCGCGAGAGCAGGGCCACUGCCCGGCACCGCAAGCACAAGUACCACGAACGGGAGGCGCGCGCCCGCCGCGAGGCGGAGGAGUUUGAGCAGCUGGCAGGGGACUACCUCUUCAGCGCCGGCGGCGGCGGCCUGCAGAGUGAGUGGAGCGACGGCUUCCGCGCGGUGCGCAGCCUCAAGUACGGCACUGACGAGAACUUCUCCGACCUCUACAAGAAGGUCAUGUUUGUGGGCGGCCUGCAGGAGGCGGCGCUGCCCGAGGCGGUGCGCGCGUUCCUGCGGGAGAGCCGCGACGAGCGCGGCGGGCAGCAGCGCAGGGGGCGCGCGAGCGGCGGCGGCGGCGGGCGUGGCGGCAUGGACGGCCUGGGAGGCCACGGAGGCGGCAGCGAUGAGGACGGCGCUCCGGGCGGCGUCCGUGAUGGAGGCGAUGAUGAUGACGCUUGA
Messenger RNA from Monoraphidium neglectum, 1143 nucleotides. RefSeq lists its product as hypothetical. The transcript is spliced from 6 exons. Gene Ontology annotation, cellular component: nucleus. Gene Ontology annotation, biological process: negative regulation of DNA-templated transcription. The coding region runs from base 1 to 1143 and encodes 380 amino acids. NCBI's taxonomy places the organism in Eukaryota, Viridiplantae, Chlorophyta, Chlorophyceae, Sphaeropleales, Selenastraceae. The record is from RefSeq and is a predicted model, not a curated record.